Messenger RNA from Olea europaea var. sylvestris, 495 nucleotides. RefSeq names its product glucan endo-1,3-beta-D-glucosidase. Lineage: Eukaryota; Viridiplantae; Streptophyta; Magnoliopsida; Lamiales; Oleaceae. The record is from RefSeq and is a predicted model, not a curated record. The coding region runs from base 49 to 408 and encodes 119 amino acids. The transcript has 4 exons.
UGUACUACUUCAGUUUAUAGAAAGUGCAACUCUGCAUAGAAGUCACCAAUGGCUAAAGCAACUCAUCCAUCUCUUUUCCUCAUUUAUUUCAUUUCAGCUAAUAAUGUUUCUGCAGUACUUGGGAGCCUAACAUUGGCGAACCAACAGAAAACAUGGUGCGUGGCGAAACCUUCGUCCGAACAAGGCACUCUGUUGGCAAAUCUUAACUAUGCGUGUUCGCAGGUGGAUUGUAGGGUUCUGCAGAAGGGUUGCUCUUGCUUUGUACCAGAUAAUCUAAUUAACCAUGCUUCAGUGGCCAUGGAUCUAUAUUACCAGUCUAAGGGAAGGAACCAUUGGAACUGCUAUUUUGGGAACUCAGGACUCGUUGUACUAACUGAUCCAAGCUAUGGGAGCUGCAUUUAUGGAUAAGGAUGAUUCGGAUCUGCAAAGAAAUGAGAUUUGAAUUGUUUUAUGAAUAUAGGAAUCGUUAAUGCUGAAAGAAAGUCUCAUUUAUUA